Molecule: messenger RNA, 805 nt
Organism: Solenopsis invicta (red fire ant)
Lineage: Eukaryota; Metazoa; Arthropoda; Insecta; Hymenoptera; Formicidae
Exons: 4
Coding region: 156-578 (140 amino acids)
Source: RefSeq, a predicted model, not a curated record
GGCUUUGAAAUCGCGCUUACACCAGCCGCAAACAGCGGCGAGGUAGGCAUGCUGGUAUAAAAUCGAACGAUUCCUCGAUCAAAGUGACAGUAUUCGGGCCUAUCCACGCGGUGUAUCAUCCUUUGCUGUGCAUUAUCAUAACUGAAACACAAGAGAUGCAUCGCACUAUUGUUACUAUUAUCGCCACCGUCUGUUGUUUCCUCGUAUUGAAAGCAACGGCGGAAGAGGCUGUCCAACAAAAUCAACAAUCUCUGGAUCUCGGAAAUGUCGCUAUCGAAGAUCAGGUCGAUGGGGGCCCAGUACACACUAGGGAAAAGAGAACGCUGUUCUUGAAGAAAAAGUUACUCGGAGCUGGUCUUCUUGGUUUUGGUCUCGGUGUCGCAAAGGGUUACAAGACUGGUUACUUUAGCGCACCGGAAGUGCAUCACGUCUACCUUUCUCCACCAGUGAAGUACGUGGAAUAUGUCGAGAAGCCCAUUUAUAUAGAGAGAAUUGUUCCAAAACCUAUUUACAAACCGCAUGCCGAGUACGCUCCGCCAGUGUGGUCGCAACCAGACCCAUCCUACGGUGGCUGGUAAAUCUAGAAUGCAGUUCACGUUAACAACAACGUACAAGCCUGAUCUCCUUGCUUUAUCUCGAAAUUCUAGGAACAGCCAAUAAUUGCGUCUGCAUCUCACGUUGCGUCUCACAGUCAAGUCAUUCAACUUUAAGUAUAAGGAUAUAACAAUCUAGCGAUAAUGAUGAGAAAACUUGUUAUUUUUUGUUACUGAUGUUACAGAUUAAUAAAUCAUGGUUUGUAAACAGA